AUGAAGGCGGAAUCGGCCAUCUCGGACCUGCUGAUGAAGUGCGAGGAGCAGGGAGUGCAGCUGCCGGACAACCCGUGGCAGGCACUUCGGGAGGCAAUCGCUGCGCUGCGAAACACCAAGCACCAAGGACUGGGGUAUCUGCAGAUCCCGAAAGCCUUCGAGCAGCUCAAAGCCAAGUUCAACGCAGAGGAUAACGCAGCAGAGGCCAAGCCAGCCGCUGCUGCUGCCUCGCCUCGCUUGACGCGUCGGCAGAAGCGGACGCUCAUGCAAGACAUGCCGAGCAAGCGCGCCCGGCGCAACUUGAUACCAGAGAGUGACAGCGACAGCGACGAAGCCCCGGGCAACCAGUCGGGGCUGGUCACCGCUAUGAGCCCCGUGGCGAGCAGCAAGAAGACCAAGUACCAGAAGAAGAGCCGCCUGCAAGAGCAAGUGGAGGCGCUGCCGGCUUCGCGAGACGAGAACCAGCCUUUGGUGGACCAGCUGGUGCAGUUGGGCCAGUACGAAAUGCACCACGGACACUCGCAGCGCGGACUCUCGCGCUUCCGAGCGGCGAAGGAGAUCCGCGACAGCAAGAUGGUGAUCACUUCGGGAGCUCAAGCCAAGAAGCUCGAGCGUGUGGGCACGGCGGUGGCUACGAAAGUCGACCAGCUACUGAACGAAGGGCUGGCUGCUGCUCUGAGCGAGUACGAGGGUGACGAAGAGGCCCUCCCAGUGGCGAAGUGA
Molecule: messenger RNA, 723 nt
Organism: Phytophthora sojae
Lineage: Eukaryota; Oomycota; Peronosporomycetes; Peronosporales; Peronosporaceae
Exons: 2
Coding region: 1-723 (240 amino acids)
Source: RefSeq, a predicted model, not a curated record